Messenger RNA from Saccoglossus kowalevskii, 2053 nucleotides. RefSeq lists its product as uncharacterized. Gene Ontology annotation, molecular function: nucleic acid binding; zinc ion binding. Gene Ontology annotation, cellular component: nucleus. Lineage: Eukaryota; Metazoa; Hemichordata; Enteropneusta; Harrimaniidae. The record is from RefSeq and is a predicted model, not a curated record.
CGAUCUUGUAUUUUACCGCCGACUAAGGUUUUCUCGUGGUGUGUGUGAAAUUGCGAUUUUGUUUAAACCGGCUGUGGUGGAAAUUGUCAGAAAAGUUACAGAUUGACAUUAACAGAAUACAAUAAUGCAUUAUUCCUCUGAAAGAGAGGGUGAACGUGAGAGGCAGUUGGGGCAGCAGAUGUUGCAAAUGAUGAUGCAAAAUGUUGGUCAGAAUCAGAACACAUCUGAUUCCCAAGUCAAACAAAUGAUGCAAACCUUGCAACAAGAGUUUGCUUUCCAGAUUGAUAAGCAGGAGAAGCACCACCAGUCAGAUUCUUAUCCACAUUCUGACUCUGCUAUACCAAGCCUGCUUCCUGAAAGGCGUCCCUCUUCCCAAACUUACCCUUCAGCAUCAUCUUAUCCAUCUGAUUAUGCUCGUGAAGAGGCUGUUUAUCAAGAACAGUCUUAUCAGGGUUCUAAAUAUCCUAAUCCUGAAUUACAACAACCGCAGAGACAAUCUAGAUUAGUGGAUCUACCAUCCAAAUAUCCCAGCUAUGAAUCACAACAGCCGCAGACACUGUCAUCGUUAUCGGACCGAUCCUCGUCCAUUCCACCACUAAUGUCUAAUCCUCAACAAUCUGAUCAAUCUGGGGUUCACAGACUCCUGAAUUCCUUGGAAGAUAAAUUAAGAUUUGGAAACUUGGAUGCGAACCAGGCAAUUCAAGUCAGGCUUCUGCAUGGAAAGAUUUCCCAAAUUGCAUCAACACCUCAGCAAGAUCACAAUGUUGGUGGGAGAUCUGCCGGUAUACCGUCACUAUUGGACGGUUCCUCUCGAAUGAUGGACCGUCAAAACGGGUCUCAGUCUGGGUAUAACCAGUACGCCUUGAUGGGAGACUCCAGAGACUCCCUGCAAUCUGGUUAUAACCUUGAAGCUUCUAGGUUUGCAGAACCCAUGCCUUCAUCACUGGGUAGAAUGGAUUCAUUCCAUGACUACGGUUAUUCCAUGAAUCGUGAACCCACUAGAGCUGUAGACCACUCUUGGUAUUCUAGCAAUAGUUCUAGAACGUCACAACAGGCUUACAAACCGGAACAGAGAAACAGACGUUACUCGGAUGUUGUUGAUGGUCAUACUAUUAGAAGACUUGAUGGCAAUAGAUGGCGUUGUUUAGUCUGUCAAACAUCGUUUUCAGUGUGGAAUGACGUGGUUUCACAUGCAGAUGGUGCCUUGCAUGCAGCAAACAAGCAUCAUGCCCAGAAACGAUCAUUAGAACGCCGAUCUUCUGGUGGCAGAGGUUUGGAUUCAUACAGUGACAGAAAGAGAAGUGGAUCACCACAAUAUGGUGGAGCAAAGAGAGCUAAACUAACGUACUGUUCUAUAUGUAAAGUGGACUGCAACACUGAAAAGUCAUAUCAAGAGCAUCUGAAAGGAAAGAAACAUGCACUUAGCAUUGAGACGAUUAUGGAGACCAGCAAGAAGUCUGCUCCCUCAAAGUCAAAUAAAUUCAAUAAGAAAAGUCAAUCCUCAUCUGAGAAAAAGGCAAAAACUUAUUGUGAUACAUGUGACGUAGAAUGCCACCAAGAAAAGUCUCUGGCUAUUCAUCUGAAAACAAGCAAUCAUCAAAGAAAAGUCAAAGAAAUAAAAAAUGAUAAAAUGUCUGCUGCUAAUAAAGCUCAUGUUGCAAGCAUGUUUGAAAUGAGCAUCGCUUGUGGCUUUGGUAGAUCUGAUAAAAUUACAACUGUUGAAGAAUUGAUGGCAUACAAAAAGCGGAUAACAGUUGCUGAUAAGCUUGCUAAAACGUUCAAGAGUACGGACACCCCAGAUGCUGACCUUUGCUUAAUAUGUGCAAGAAAAAUUACAAAGAAAGAGCAAGAUGCACAUUGCAAGUUAGAUCAUCAUAUGAACAAUAUUGAGUCUUUUGAAAAACUUACCAAGUGGUUGAAUUUAUUCACAUUGAUGGUUGAUCCUAAUAAAUGUACCGAGGCAUUCAAGGAAAUUGACUCGCUUGAGAAAUCGCUGAAGUCUGUUGGUAAACCACCAUGUCCAUUUUGUACACUCAAAAAUAAAAAUGUCAAG